Molecule: messenger RNA, 1230 nt
Organism: Cylindrotheca closterium
Lineage: Eukaryota; Bacillariophyta; Bacillariophyceae; Bacillariales; Bacillariaceae
Source: the annotation of a GenBank genome assembly
AUGUCUGUUGCGAUGGUACCAAUGUCAGAUGAGUUUGGCUACACUGACACUUUGAAAGGAUCUAUUAGUUCUCUAUUCAGCGUGGGCUAUGGCCUUGCUAUUAUUCCAAGUGGUCUACUGUUGGCAUCAAUAUCGCCCAGAAUCCUCAUGGCAGCUGGAAUCGCACUCUGGAGUGCUGGAACUUUGGCAACGCCCUUUGCAGCGGCACAUAGUAAUAUGGCAGUUUUGCUAUCGGCGAGAGCGCUUGUAGGAGCAAGCGAAAGUGUUGUUGUUCCAACUGUUCAACGAUUUUUAUCCAGCUGGAUCCCUACGGACAAGAAAGGUAUCGCGGUGGCAGUUGUCUUUUCGGGGUUCCAGUGUGGCACCAUUCUUGCCUAUUCAAUAAGCCCAUCGGUUAUUGAUGCCUUUGAUGGAGAUUGGAGAAGUUUGUUCUAUUUAUACGGUAGCCUAGGCCUUGGUUUCCUCAUUCCCUGGUUGGCUCUUUCCAGAGAUGAACCAGCCAACAUUGCUCAAACGAAACAACUACCACCUUCGGGUAGCAUUGCAAAGAGCGAAGUAUCUGCCUUGGAACAGGCCAAGGAAACAUUUCAAUCGGCGCCGUGGAAGGACUUUGUUCGAUCCAAGGGAGUCUGGGGCAUGUUUUUUGCACACGCUGCAAACAACUGGGGCCUUUACAACAAUUUAAGCUGGACGCCAAUAUUUUACAACGAGCAAUAUGGUUUGAAUGUCAAGGAAUCCGCCAUAUUGCUGGUUGUUCCAUCCAUUGUUGGUGCUAUUGGUGGUCUCAGUGCGGGUAGUAUUGCCGACAAGAUGAUUCAAAAUAUGGAAGUCGAGACGGUAGAAGAGGUCACCAAGGUGCGCAAACUCUUUCAAGGGAUAGGACUGUUUGGACCAGCCCUCUGCCUUGGAAUUCUAUCCCUGAAUAUUCCGGAGAAACCCUGGGUGGCCCAGGCCCUGUUGGCUGGAACAGUUGGCAUGCAAUCCUUCAAUGCCGCAGGAUACGGUGCCGCCAACCAAGAAAAAGCGGGCGAGAAGUGGACUGGUCUGCUAUAUUCCAUCACGAGUCUACCUUCUGUGAUUAUUGGGACCGGUUCAGUCUAUCUCACGGGCAGAUUGUUGGAUGCGACGGAACAGAAUUGGAGUUAUGUCUUUGGCAUUAACGCGGUCGUCUUUGCCUUGGGAGCUACAGCCUUUGUGACGUUAUAUGACUCCAAAAAGGAAUUUGAUUAG